UAUUUAUUUGAUACCUUUAAUUCAGGAUCUUUAAAAUAUAUAAAAAAUGCCGGAACUUAGUCAAGUAGAACUGUUAGAUAGAAUAAAUAAGUCCCUUAAGUUUUUACCGAAUUUUGAUGGAAAUUCUCACACACUAACUAGAUUUAUAAAUUUAGCCGACGAAUUAGUACGCUCAUUUUUAAAUCCCGCUCAAGAGUAUGACCUUUCAAACCUCUCCUUGAUUAGUGGUAUUCUUAAUAAAAUUACUGGAUCUGCAGCAAGGACCAUAUCAGCCAACGGAAUUUCCGAUGACUGGAAUAAAAUUAAAGCUACAUUAAUUAACAGUUUUUCCGAUUACCGUGACGAAAUAGCUUUAAUUACAGACUUAACAUAUUUAAUUCAAGGUUCUGACACAGUACAAAUCUUUUACGAAAAGGUUCAAAAUUUACUCUGCACACUUAUUACGUACGUAGAGCUACACGAUACUGUCAAAACUACUGUCGAUGUAAAAAGAACGCUUUACCAAAAAUUAGCCCUUAAAACCUUCUUAAAAGGUUUAAGAGAACCUUUAGGGUCAAGAGUAAGGUGUAUGAGACCCCCCACAUUACAAACUGCUCUCGAAUUUGCCAAAGAAGAAUUAAAUAUAAUACAUCUGCAGAAUAGAACUAAGUUUUUCCAAAAUUAUUAUAAGCAUACUCGUAGACCUUAUUCCUUUUAUUCACAGCGAAAUUAUUACAGUGACACGAAAUUCCCUUCUAGAUCACGAAGACACCCAAUGUCCCAAAAACACAUUCCUUCAGAACCUCAAUACCCAUCAAGUACUUAUAUCCCAUGUCAACCUUACCCUGUUCCACAAAAUUGCUCACAGGUUGAAUUAAAUCAACUAGAAAUUCUAGAAACCAAAAUUCCUGUAAAUUAUUAUAAAUCUGACCAACAUUAUAACUCCCAAGAAAACAUGUCGACCCGGUGUGAAAAUGAAAUUGACACCGCUGCUGACGAUAAGCAGAAUUACGAGUUCAUAUUAUCACGUUUGCCCAUAGAUCAGUUAAAUGUAGAAGAGGCUACUAAUUUAAUUAAUUUAGCCAAAGAAUAUUCCGAUGUAUUUUAUGUAGAAAAAGAAAAUUUAACUCAAGAAUUUCGACAAGUUAACUUCUGUACGAUGGAAAAUUCGUAUCCGAUUUCAAAUUUAACCGACGUUUUAGACAAAUUAGGAAGGUGCUUGUACUUUACUACCCUAGGUCUUAAUUUAAAUAAUGAGACUUUUCAAAAUUUUAUUGACAAUUAUCUUCAAGGCCUGCCAAAUUCCAUAGUUUACUUAAGCAAAAUUUUAGUUUUCUCUACAUCGUUACAGGAACAUAUAAUGAAUUUCCGUGCUAUUUUAGAAAGAUUAAGGAAGGCUGAAUGCCCGAAGGUCAAUUCUUCAAAAUUAUGCGAGCAGAAGAUAUCACUGACUGAAGAACCAACUUAUCCAGAGAAUACAUCUACUAAAAUCAUGCUGUUACAGAAGAUAGAUGACACCCUCAGAGAGAGCAACUCAACCAUUACUCCAUGA
This is a messenger RNA of Maniola jurtina (meadow brown), 1531 nucleotides long. RefSeq lists its product as uncharacterized. The coding region runs from base 47 to 1531 and encodes 494 amino acids. The record is from RefSeq and is a predicted model, not a curated record. The transcript has 4 exons. NCBI's taxonomy places the organism in Eukaryota, Metazoa, Arthropoda, Insecta, Lepidoptera, Nymphalidae.